Molecule: messenger RNA, 450 nt
Organism: Aspergillus heteromorphus CBS 117.55
Lineage: Eukaryota; Fungi; Ascomycota; Eurotiomycetes; Eurotiales; Aspergillaceae
Exons: 1
Coding region: 80-397 (105 amino acids)
Source: RefSeq, a predicted model, not a curated record
UAUCAUAUUCUGACCAGCCGUUAUAUAGGCGCUCGUGAAAUACUACCCCAACGAUUACCCCCGUGCUCUUUUCCCGUGCAUGAGGAACCGACAAGAACUGAUCGACGCCUUUCAGCAAGGUGAAACGGGGGCUUACAUCGAAAGGUUCGGCCCGAGUCCUGGAAUCCUCCUUGGCACCCCAAAGACAAUUGGCACCGGCUUUACCUGCAAGGCCGCCGAUACUGUUGUGAUCUGGGAGCCGCAGGGCUCCAACGAUGUUGAAAAGCAGUCAUGGGGGUGUAUUCGACGGAUCGGUCAAACCAAGGCUGUCUUUGGCUAUCGAUUUGCGGAUAGCAAUAUGCAACAUGAGGUCAAUACAAAGUAUGAUAUAGUGUUUGCAUUGUUAAGGCUGCCUUGAGAAUAGAGUCUCUUUGACAUAGUGCAACUGCCUUUCAAAAGGGCUGAUCCUUA